Paramecium sonneborni is the source of this 857-nucleotide messenger RNA. Lineage: Eukaryota; Ciliophora; Oligohymenophorea; Peniculida; Parameciidae. The record is from the annotation of a GenBank genome assembly.
AUGUCUUAUUAAUUUGGGAUCAAUCAAUUAUAGAGUACAACAGUUCCAAAUGCAAAAUAUAAAACAAUUCUUUGUAGACAUUAUUAAGGUAAUGAUAUUAAUUUAAUAAAAGCAACAAAAUAAUGUGCCAUAGGUCCAAAAUGUCAAUUUGCUCAUGGAAUUGAAGAAUAAAGAUAAAUGAAUGGUAAAAAAUAUUUAAAUAUAAUAAAAAAAAGAUCCUUUACCUGCUUCGGCACUUUCAUCAAUAACUUCUGCUCCUUAAUCUACAACAAUUGAACAAUAAUAAAAAAAUUAAUCACCUUUGUUUAAAAGUAUAAAAAAUCAAUUAAAUAAGUACCUUGUAAAUAUCAUCAAUUAAAUUUUUGUAAGAAUGGUUCAGGAUGUCAAUAUGUGCAUGGUAUAGAUAUAUUAUGUAAAAUCAAAUAGAUUCUGAGGUUUAGAUACAACCUUCAUAAUAAUUAUAGCCAUAACAAUAACAAUAAUAAAUCUUAUUAUUAUAACAACAAUAAUUGUAAUAACAAUAAAUUUAAUCACAAUAAAUGCAAUAACAACAGUAAUAACAAUAAUCACUCUAAUCAUAAUAGUCACUGGAUCCAAUGUCUGUAACCUUGACUUAUAUCUUGAUGGAAAUGUAGCAAAUCUUUGUUUAAGAAGUGACAUUAUACAAUUAAAUAUAGGAUUUACAAUAAAAGAUAAGGUUUGCAACUGAAUAAGCCAGAUAAGGAAAUUGUGUAUAAGCCUGUGACUAGAUCAGAACCAUAAUACACUCAUCAGACAGAACAGUUGAUGAAAUUCAAUAAUAUACAUUGUUAUAUAAUUAAUCAGUAGCAUAUUACAAAUAACUAUUAUAACAAUGA